Saccostrea cuccullata (small rock oyster) is the source of this 468-nucleotide messenger RNA. RefSeq names its product type-2 ice-structuring protein-like. The annotation marks the transcript as partial. Gene Ontology annotation, molecular function: signaling receptor activity. Lineage: Eukaryota; Metazoa; Mollusca; Bivalvia; Ostreida; Ostreidae. The transcript is spliced from 3 exons. The record is from RefSeq and is a predicted model, not a curated record.
AUUAUUUUUUCUGUUACAGAGCUCUCUUCCUGGAAAGUUUUUGGGAAAUCUCAGUAUCUACAUAUCAAGAAAGAAAUAAAAUGGUUGGAUGCUCAGAUUGAAUGUCAAAACCUUGGGGCAAAAUUAGCUGAAAUAGAGACAUUAGAAGAAAACAUAUUUUUGAAGAAUAUUACGAGGAAGAGUAAUAAUGGUAACACCAUUAUUGGAGGAACAGACGCCUUCUCACAGAACAGAUGGAGAUGGUCCACAACAUUUAAACCGAUUACCUUCAGUGAUUGGGCACCUAACAAACCUGACGCAUCGGGAGGCGACGAAUGUCUUUGCUUGACAGCUGACUAUGAUAUGGCCUGGGAUGACUGGGAUUGUGACUCAAAUCAAGCAUCUUUCAUGUGUGAGCGGAUAAUUGUUUGAGCGCGAGAAAAUUAACAAGAUUUUUAUUUCAAUUUGAACCUUGGAAGACUUUUAUUU